GAGUUGUACAGGCCGUUUGCAAAUUAAAAAGGUAUGGCUGUCAAACUAUCAAACAAAAAAGUGUCAAAACUAAAACCAGAAGACGAAAAGUAGGUAGGUAGGUAGGUUUCGAGGAAACAAAAAAAAACUACCUUGCUCAACUUCUCGCUGGUUCGAGAUGCGGGAGAAGUACGAACAGUGAAUAUGAGCUGCACAGGCGAAUGCCUGAAAACAGGUGAGCGUGAUGAGCAUGAAUCUGUCGGCCAAACUUGAGGAGCUCCAGGGAGGCGACCGACAGCUGGAAACUACGGCCGCACUCUGCGAGAUCAGAACGCAGCUGCAAGAGUUUACCAAGAGCGUGGAGUCAUGCCAGAGUGAAGUUUCAGAGGUAAAACGGGAUAUGGUAGCCAUCAAGCAAGAACUGGAGACUGUACAACUGGUGAAGGAAGAAAUAGAAGAACUCCGCGAAUAUGUUGAUAGGCUCGAGGAACACACCCAACAGAGGAAACUCAGGCUGCUCGAACAAGGCCUCACAUUCUUCCUGUCGUACGCUAUUUUUACGGCGGUGUUGGGAAUGUUACAAUUCGGAUACAACACCGGAGUCAUCAAUGCUCCUGGGAAAAACAUCGCAAACUUCAUAAAGGAUGUAUAUAAGAGUCGAUACGGGAUGGAUCUGCACGAUGACACGGUCAACAGGCUGUACUCAGUAGCGGUCAGCAUCUUCGCCAUCGGGGGCAUGGUGGGGGGCUUCUCGGGCGGAAUGAUUGCCAACCGGUUCGGAAGGAAAGGAGGGUUAUUGCUCAACAACGUACUCGGCAUCGGCGGCGCGAGCCUCAUGGGCUUUACCAGGAUCUCGCAUUGCUACGAAUUCCUCAUCUUUGGCAGAUUUAUUAUAGGCGUCAACUGCGGUCUGAACACGUCCUUAGUGCCAAUGUACAUAUCGGAGAUAGCUCCCCUGAACCUGAGGGGCGGAUUGGGCACCGUCAACCAGCUUGCCGUCACAGUCGGCUUGCUGAUCUCCCAGGUUCUGGGCAUCGAACAGAUUCUUGGAACGGACGAAGGAUGGCCAAUAUUGUUAGGUCUCGCCAUCUGUCCAGCGGUUCUACAGUUGGUCCUGCUCCCGGCCUGUCCCGAAUCUCCUAGAUAUUUACUCAUCACUCGUCAAUGGGAAGAAGAAGCGAGGCGAGCUCUGAGGAGACUGCGAGCUAGUAAUCAAGUCGAAGAGGAUAUUGAAGAGAUGAGAGCGGAAGAGCGAGCCCAGCAAUCGGAGGCUUCUAUUUCGAUGCGAGAGUUGCUCUGCUCGCCGACGCUGCGGGCGCCGCUCCUCAUCGGAGUCGUGAUGCAGCUCUCUCAGCAGCUUAGCGGAAUCAAUGCGGUGAUAAACUACUCCACGUUUCUCUUCACUUCUUCGGGCCUGACGGAGGAGUCGGCGAAGUUUGCAACAAUGGGCAUCGGGGCCAUCAUGGUCGGGAUGACGUUGGUGUCUUUGCCGCUGAUGGACAGAACUGGACGACGCACCCUUCAUCUGUACGGUCUCGGAGGAAUGUUCAUCUUCUCCAUCUUCAUCACGAUCUCCUUCCUAAUAAAGGAGUUCUUCGGUUAUGUGCAGGAAAUGAUCGACUGGAUGAGCUACCUGUCGGUGGUGUCGACGCUCAGCUUCGUGGUGUUCUUCGCCGUGGGCCCCGGCUCCAUACCCUGGCUGAUCACGGCGGAGCUCUUCUCCCAGGGUCCGCGGCCGAGCGCCAUGGCGAUUGCCGUCUUAGUUAACUGGAUGGCGAAUUUCGUUGUCGGAAUCGGUUUCCCGAGCAUGAAGGCGGUGCUGGACAACUACACGUUCCUCCCGUUCAGUGUCUUCCUGGCGAUCUUCUGGAUAUUCACAUACAAAAAGGUUCCCGAGACGAAAAAUAAGACCUUCGAAGAGAUAUUAGCGCUGUUCCGGAAUUCGAACGGCAGGGACAGCUUCCGCGACGACCACAUCUACGGCAGCGCGUUGAACUGCGUCAACGGUCUGGAGCAGCAGCUGCUCCCCCCGCCGCCGCCGCCCCUCCCCGCGCCCCUCGACGUCAAACGCGACUCAGUGUCGGAGCAGUGGUCGGGGGGAGAGGCGGGUCGGCCGCCGCCCCGGCUCCCCGCCACCCGGCACGUGUAAUGAAUUAUCAAUCGUAUGUAUACACUGGUAGGGAUGAAAACGAUCUAUCCGUUUCUCACAUAAUAAACCUAUCGCCUCCGAAUAAGUAACGCUCAGACAAUUGUAUAAAAACCGAAGCUAGCGUAUCGAUAGAGGCUCGUUUAAAAACCGUGAAAUUCCACCCCCUCCCAGCCUCCCCUCCCUCUCUUUCUCCCUUCACUUCCUAAAUCCUCGCAUGGAUUCUUAUUCUUCAUGCAUAUGCGUUCCUUCUAAGUUAGGUCCUAAAUUAAUGCGACGAGGCCAAUCAAUCAAGAAUGGCUCGAAGACACAGCUGAUGAUAUUUAAGAAAGUAAGACAUUUUACGACAUAUGACAAUGUAUAUAUACACUAUGUUAUCUACACUAUGUAUAUUAGGAUGUAAUGUAAUUGUCUCUGUACCAUAUUGUUUAUAACGCGCAAUUAGCGACAAACAAUAAGCACUGUGAUUUUAUUAUUAUUAUUAUUAUUAUUGAUUAUGUAUAUACUUUUAUUGUAUUGAUUUGAUGUUGAUUUUUUGUUAUCUCGAAGACUGAGUUUUGUUUAGUUAUUAAAUUGAUACAUUAUGGUUUUAAGUAGUCAGUAGUCGCAAGUCGGUUAGAGAAAGAUUUGAGACGGAAUUGAUUCAGUUUAUUAAUAAAACAAAUACAAUAAGACUAUGAGGAAAUGUAAUAAAGUAAAAACUGUUUAUUCGCGGUGUAUACAUUCCGUGAAUAUGUCGCGUAUGCAGAAACUGUGAAUAUGGAAAAGUGCGUUUACAAAGGAUAUUAGGUUGGAUACUGGUGGUAGGACCUCUUGUGAGUCCGCGCGGGUAGGUGCCACCGCCCUGCCUAUUUCUGCCGUGAAGCAGUAAUGCGUUUCGGUUUGAAGGGUGGGGCAGCCGUUGUAACUAUACUGAGAUCUUAGAACUUAUAUCUCAAGGUGGGUGACGCAUUUACGUUGUAGAUGUCCAUGGGCUCCAGUAACCACUUAACACCAGGUGGGCUGUGAGGUCGUCCACCCAUCUAAGCAAUAAAAAAAAAAAACUACACAUUGGAAUUCUUUUUAUCAAGGCGUAUGUAUCGAUUAAAUCCGCGAAUAAAUAAAUCUUUAGCCGCGAAUCUAGGAAUUGGGUAGCAUUUUUUUAAUCCGUGAAUAGUGAAAACGAAUCGAAUGAAGAAAGCGCGAAUAAGGACUGUAAUGAAAUCGAUUUAUAGCGAUGGUUCAUCAGAAACAUAAUCAUUGUCCAGCCUUCUAUUUACCAAAUAAGUAACAAAUUAAUUGUUUUCCAUUCUUAGAGAAUAAAUAGGAAUUUAAUACAUGUCAAUGUAACUCUGCUAGAACUUCUCAAUCAUUUUAUACAUAAUUCAACGCUUGAAAGGCAAACGUGACUAAGCGACAAUGCGUGAGCUUUACAGUAGACUAAUUUAAAGUUGAAAUACCUGAAAAAAAUCGAUUUUAACGAAUCUAGCUGUGUAGGAUUGGAAUGAUUUUAAUAGACCUACAAAAUAUAUAUUUUUUGUCCAUCGAAUAUGGUUAUUGCCUAUCAUUUAUGUGCAAAGCAGUUAUGGUCGCUUAGUCACGUUUGCCUUUCAAGCGUCGAAUUAUAUUUUCAAUUAAUCUAUUCGCUACAAAAAGAGAUGUUAAGGCAGUAUGCGACUACAACCUCUGCCUGUUUAUUUUUUAUUUGACAGAAAAUGUCUGUCAAGCAUAGAUUCAUCACUUCGUUCGUUUGAAUUUUGCUGAUUUUGCUCAAUUCAUAAGUCCUAGUAGUUUCGUACAAUCUGUUGUUAUACAAUCUGUUGUUAGUAGUUGUUAUAUAUCAAUCUAUGUACUUCCUCUGGUUCAUCCCACUGAAGAGGGCAUGCCCUUUAAGUAAUCUCACAUCACUGACUUGUUUCAUUUCAUUUUUGAUAAUUAUUCAGACAAUACCACCUCGAGAAUGAUGGGUGGAAUUUCGUUAAGUAUCUAUCAAUUAGGUAAUCGUUUUUUUUUUUAAUUGGGCAUCAAAACGGUGUCGCCUUUAAUGAUUAAAUCUGUGUAAGUUACAUGCUCAAAUGAAAUGGUGCCCCUGGUCCUCAAUCGCUCAUCCUAUGAAAGAAUGUUGUUAAUUGUGCACUCAAAACAUUCCUUGUUCAGCUAGUUGAUGAUCGACUUAAAAUACGUUCAGUGUGCUUAGUGCGAAUUUUCUAACGUUCUCGAUAUCGUAAAAGUUAACUCAUAAUUGUAUGGUAUGGGAUCGUUUGCCUACGUUUACCGCUAGGGGCGUUGUUUUAACUGCAUACAAAAUUGAGUUAACUUUUAAGCUAUCGAGAACCUUAAAGAACUCGCACUAAGCACACAGGAAUAAGAAAGAUUUUUGUUAUUGUGUAAAAAGGUAUCUGUGCGUCUUCACUGUACACAAUCGAAUAAGUUAGAAAUAAGUUAUUGGCGGAGAGAUGGCUCCCGCUGUCCUUGAGUGUGGUUCCAAUUGGAUUGUUCGUCUUUAAAAUUAUUUCCGUAAGAGUGAAAUUGUAAAGAUGACGCCAUUAACUUGCUAGGCAAAACAUGGCGUGCGUGACUGUAUAGGUAUUUAAAACUUUUUUUAAGCGCGUUGUAUUCUGUGCGUACGUCGUCAGAAAGAGCACUGUUUAGAUGAAUUUCUAGAAGGUAGGCAUGUUUGAAUAUUACCUAAUAUAUAAAUAAAAUUAGGGGCGGAGCCCCAUACUCUAUAAUUAUGUAUUUCAACGAUAAAAAACCCAAGGUAGAGAAGCGCGUGGGAUAUUUAGAUAGGUAUUGAAAUAAAUGUUAAAAGUUUCAAAAUCUGUUUUUAUUUAUUUAUUUAACUCAGUGAAAUAGGGUGAAAUAGGUAUAAGUGGAAAAUUGUUUUAAAAACCCUGUAUACUAUUUAUAUAAAUAUUUUAUUAUUUAUAUAAUACUAUAAUCUUUUAUAACAAUAUUUUAUUAUCUUUGUUAAUUAAUUUUGAACUUUGAACUUGAUGUUUAAAAUAUAAUGAUUAUUUUUGCGGUUUUUUUGUUUGGUAUGCGGAUUAUAUUAACGAUAUAAAAAGUAUUAAUUGUUACAUUUAUAUAUGUAAUUACUAAAUUCGGCCAAUAAAAAUGAUUUGUACUAUUUUUUUGGAUCCGCACAUUUAAUUCAACUACGCACAAUUAUUUUGUGUGAACUGAAAUGCAGUGAGACAUGCACGAACCGGAGAUGACAUAUUAAUAUUUGUUAACCUCUUGUUGGCUCAACGCAUACCUACUGCUAAUAAGUAAAGAUGCGUAAUUAAAAAAAGUCCUUAAUUCUAAGAUCUAGUCAAGAAUAUGUGAUGUUAAUCCUUAAAACUUUUUUUAAAUUAAUUUUGUGUAUACACUAUAUGACUAGGAUAAAAGUCUAAACGAUCUCGUGAAAGGAAAUUGACAAAUACCUACAUUUGUCGGUGCCAUAGAAGUUAAUUAAGGCGACUUAUGCUUGAAUUGGAUAAUAGAGAUUUAUGAGGUCGUAUGACCGCCAGUCACGUCUCAAGUUGUAAGAUUCAUUGAUGUUAAGUAUUUUAGUUAAAUAUAACAGUAAGCUAUAUAGUUGUAUGUAUAAAUAUAAAAAUACAAAAACAAAAAAAGAUUUCGUGAUAAUUCUGAAAUAAAAAUAUGGUACAGUA
Messenger RNA from Bombyx mori (domestic silkworm), 5763 nucleotides. Its product is annotated as glucose transporter type 1. Gene Ontology annotation, molecular function: hexose transmembrane transporter activity. Gene Ontology annotation, cellular component: membrane. Bases 224 to 2128 code for a protein of 634 amino acids. Lineage: Eukaryota; Metazoa; Arthropoda; Insecta; Lepidoptera; Bombycidae. The record is from RefSeq and is a predicted model, not a curated record. Gene Ontology annotation, biological process: monosaccharide transmembrane transport. The transcript is spliced from 14 exons.